CUGCUGAAGAAAGACCUGAUGCUGCUGAAAGAGGAGAGUCAAGAACUGCAUGAUGUAAAGGAAGACAAACAUCUGUACGAGAAACAUCAUGAUUUCAUAACUGCUCGGACUAAAAACGCUCCCUCACGAAAAAGUUAUUUCACCUGCGAACAAUGUGGAAAGAGUUUCGCCAGAAGAGGAGGACUUAAGGUCCACAUGAGAAUUCACACUGGAAAGAAACCUUUCACCUGCCAACAGUGUGGAAAGAGUUUUAUUGAAAAUGGAAACCUUACAAAACAUAUGAGAGUUCACACUGGAGAGAAGCCUUACAUGUGCCCUCAGUGUGGAAAGUGUUUUACACAUCAAGCAACCCUUAAUACCCACAUGAGAACUCACACUGGAGAGAAGCCUUUCACAUGUGAUCAGUGUGGAAAAAGGUUCAGAAGGAAACAAAACCUUGAUUGCCACAUCUGGAUUCACUUAAGGGAGAACUGUUUUAACUCUCAUCAGUGCGAAAGGAGUUUCACAGACAAGAAUCACGUAAUAACUUGCAUCAGAGAAAAGCCUUUAAUGUGCCAUCUCUGUGGAAAGAGCUGCACAAACAAAGGAAACCUUAAGGUUCACCUAAGAACUCACACUGGGGAGAAACCUUUCACCUGCCAACAGUGUGGAAAGAGCUUCACAGCUAAAGGAAACCUAAAGACUCACAUGAGGAUUCACACUGGAGAGAAACCUUUCACCUGUCAACAGUGUGGAAAGAGCUUCACAGCUAAAGGAAACCUAAAGACUCACAUGAGGAUUCACACUGGAGAGAAACCUUUCACCUGUCAACAGUGUGGAAAGAGCUUCACAGCUAAAGGAAACCUAAAGACUCACAUGAGGAUUCACACGGGAGAGAAGCCAUUCACAUGUGAUCAGUGUGAAAUUAGUUUCACAUAUAUCUCAGACUUGAAACGUCAUAAGCAAUCUCAUUCUGGGAAGAAAUGGCCAUGUUCCUCAGUGUGAUGCGGUUAGCAGAACUGAGCACCUGUGUAUUAACUCUGGAUGAAGAGAAAAUCAUUCUGAUGUGUAUAAUGGUGUGUUCAAGUCAUGUCGGAUAGAUUGUAUUUACUAGUUGAACGCACAUGA
Sinocyclocheilus anshuiensis is the source of this 1107-nucleotide messenger RNA. Its product is annotated as gastrula zinc finger protein XlCGF57.1-like. The record is from RefSeq and is a predicted model, not a curated record. Lineage: Eukaryota; Metazoa; Chordata; Actinopteri; Cypriniformes; Cyprinidae. Gene Ontology annotation, biological process: regulation of transcription by RNA polymerase II. The coding region runs from base 19 to 984 and encodes 321 amino acids. Gene Ontology annotation, molecular function: DNA-binding transcription factor activity, RNA polymerase II-specific. Gene Ontology annotation, cellular component: nucleus. The transcript is spliced from 2 exons.